This is a messenger RNA of Centropristis striata (black sea bass), 2252 nucleotides long. It is a transcript of the gene cry5, whose product is annotated as cryptochrome circadian regulator 5. Gene Ontology annotation, biological process: entrainment of circadian clock by photoperiod; circadian regulation of gene expression. Bases 110 to 1690 code for a protein of 526 amino acids. Lineage: Eukaryota; Metazoa; Chordata; Actinopteri; Perciformes; Serranidae. The transcript is spliced from 11 exons. Gene Ontology annotation, cellular component: nucleus; cytoplasm. Gene Ontology annotation, molecular function: FAD binding; DNA binding. The record is from RefSeq and is a predicted model, not a curated record.
UGUACACGUAAAAAGAGUUUCCCGUUUUGUAACACAAGCCAACGUGCUGGUUACCAAACACAGAUCUAUUAGAAAAAGACCAAGUGUGUUACGGCAGAAUUAAGCAGGCAUGGCCCAUAUAUGUAUUCACUGGUUCCGCAAGGGACUCAGGCUGCAUGACAACCCAGCACUGAUUGCUGCCCUGAGGGACUGUAAGGAGCUGUACCCAGUGUUCAUCCUGGACCCAUAUCUCCAUAACAACACGUGUGUGGGUAUCAACCGCUGGAGGUUCCUCAUCGGAGCCCUCAAAGACCUGGACUGCAGCCUCAGGAAGCUCAACUCCAGGCUGUUUGUUGUGAGAGGGAAGCCAGAAGAAGUGCUCCCCACACUGUUUGACACGUGGAAAGUAACAAAGUUGACCUAUGAGUACGACACAGAGCCCUACAGUCUGAGCCGGGACAAAGCGGUGACCGCACUGGCCAAAGAACAUGGAGUCGAAGUCAUCUACAAAAUCUCACACACUAUUUAUGAUGUAGACAGGGUAAUUGAGGAAAACAAUGGGAAGGCUCCCCUUACUUUUAACCGUAUGCAGGCAAUUGUGAAGACUCUUGGUCCACCAAAGAGGCCAAUCCCUGCACCUACCAUGGAACAUAUGGAAGAUGUUAAGACUCCUAGUUCAGAAAACCAGGAGAAGAAAUAUGGGAUCCCAACACUGGAGGAGCUUGGCCACGACACUGCAGCUCUUGAAGAGGAGCUGUUCCCAGGAGGAGAACAGGAGGCUCUGAGGAGACUUGAUGAACAUAUGAAAAGAACGGAAUGGGUGUGUAGCUUUGAGAAACCACAGACUUCUCCAAACUCUCUGAGCCCCAGCACCACUGUCCUCAGUCCUUAUGUCACUUUUGGCUGCCUGUCUGCACGCACCUUCUGGUGGAGGCUGACAGACGUCUAUCAGGGGAAGAAGCACUCAGCUCCUCCAGUAUCUCUGCACGGCCAGCUAAUGUGGAGAGAGUUCUAUUACACCGCUAGUGUGGGUGUCCCUAACUUUAACAAGAUGGAAGGCAACCCUGUAUGUACCCAGGUGGACUGGGACACAAACCCUGAAUAUCUGGCUGCAUGGAGAGAGGCUCGGACUGGUUUCCCCUUCAUUGAUGCCAUCAUGACUCAGCUGAGGCAGGAGGGCUGGAUCCACCACCUCGCCAGACACGCUGUAGCUUGUUUUCUCACCAGGGGAGACCUGUGGAUCAACUGGGAGGAAGGUCAGAAGGUGUUCGAGGAGCUUUUAUUGGAUGGCGACUGGGCUCUGAAUGCUGGAAACUGGAUGUGGCUCUCAGCCAGUGCCUUCUUUCACCAGUUCUUCAGGGUCUACUCCCCGGUCGCAUUUGGAAAGAAGACAGAUAAAAAUGGAGACUAUAUCAAAAAGUACCUUCCUCUUCUCAAGAAGUUCCCAGCCCAGUAUAUUUAUGAGCCUUGGAAAGCCCCACGCAGUGUUCAGCAGGCAGCAGGAUGCAUUGUGGGUAAAGAUUACCCGCUUCCUAUUGUGCAGCAUGAAGUGAUCAGCAAGAAGAACAUCCAGAGGAUGAAGUUAGCUUAUGCCAAGAGAUCCGCUGACAACACUAAAUCACCCAACAAACCACCCACCGAAAAGAAAGGUGUGAAGCGCAAGGCUCCCUCUGUUGUUGACAUGCUGCAGAAGAAAGAUAGAAGAAAGUGAUGGUACACAAAUCCAUGCAAAGUAAUAGAGUUAUUGUGUUAUCUAUGACUGUUCAUUACUAAUCACUAUAUAUAUAUAUAUAUAUAUAUAUACAUAUGGGUUGAACAUAACUGUACAACUAUAUUACUGAAAGCUAUAGAGACUUGUGUCAUUUUGCUUGUUUACUGCUUUUUCAUACACCCUUUAUUUGUAUUGCUUUUUACUUUUUAUGUUGUAUCUAUUUAAAUAUGAAGGUGUUUGGUUAUACUUGAAGAAUGUUUCUUGCAUGGAUGUCAAGGUAAAACCCUCUUAAGGCUUCAGUUUGUAUAAGACAGGCUGUGUCUGCUGGCCAUUUUAUUGUUUUUCUUCUAACUGAAAUGAUAAAAUGCCUUACUGUUACACCCUAGGAACUGAAUUUUUAUCUUAUACUCUUUACAUUGUAUGACUACUCAGGUGCUAAUUUUCAAUAAAAAUUAAAUUUGCACGAAAAAAUGAUAGAUGUAUCGAUAGAUAUUGGCAUACAAGGUGAUGAUUUUCACUGCCUAUUUUAUCAGCUAAAGUGAUAAAUAUUGUCAUUAUCUAA